AAAGACGAAGAAGAAGAAACAGCAGAAGAAGUUGGCGGAGUGUGUGUGUGUGUGUGCGAACAGAUGCUUUCACUUUCUCUUUCAGGCUCCGUUGAUUCCGUCGAGGCACUGAUUUCAGAACAGUAAAAUAAAGGCGAGAAAAAGCUACUCAGGGGGAAACGGAAGAACACUUUAGGAAACCCCAUCAUGGCGUUCAAGUACCCGACUGCGAGAAGGGAUGAGACGAAGGUGGAUGACUACUAUGGAACUAAGAUCUGUGAUCCAUACUCAUGGCUGGAGGACCCUGAUGGCGCAGAAACAAUGGCCUUCGUUGAGGAACAGAACAAGCUCUGCAUGCCAUACUUGGACCAGUGUGCUGUCCGUGCUCAGUUCCACAAGCGCCUCACUGAGCUCUAUGACUAUCCCAAAUACAGCUGCCCUUACAGGAGAGGAAAGAGGUAUUUCUACUUUCACAAUAAAGGUCUCCAGAACCAGGAUGUGCUGUAUGUGCAGGACUCUCUGGAUGGACCCGCCACCGUUUUCUUUGACCCGAAUAAACUCUCUGAAGAUGGCACCGUGGCACUGAAGAUGGGCCGGCUGUCAGAGGAGUGUGAAUAUUUCGCAUAUGGUUUGAGCAGCAGUGGUUCAGACUGGGUGAAAGUGCACUUCAUGAAGGCUGACGACCUCAGCAAGCUGCCUGAUGUCCUCGAGAGGGUUAAAUUCAGCUGCUUGGCCUGGACUCACGAUGGCAAGGGUGUCUUUUACAACUGCUACCCACGACAGGAAGGCAAAACCGAUGGCACAGAGACCACCUCCAACGUCAAUCAGAAGCUCUACUACCACGUCAUCGGCACCAAACAGUCAGAGGACAUCCUGGUUGCAGAGUUCCCCGAACAUCCUAAGUGGCACAGUUCAGUAACUAUAUCGGAUGAUGGCAGGUAUGCAGUUUUGUCCAUCACCGAAGGCUGUGAGCCUGUCAACCAGCUGUGGUACUGUGACCUUCAGCAGCUCCCCGACGGCAUCUCAGGCCUGCUGCCAUGGGUCAAGCUCGUGGACAACUUUGAAGCCCAGUACUCCUAUGUCACCAAUGAGGGAACUGUGUUCACCUUCCGCUCCAACUUGGAUGCCCCUCGGUACUGUCUCAUCAACAUCGACAUCCAGAAACCAGACCGGCAGCACUGGACUACCCUCAUUCCACAGCAUGACAAGGAUGUCCUCGGCUUUGUCUCCUGUGUGAACCAGCACCACCUGCUGGUCAACUACAUCCAUGACGUGAAGGACAUCCUGCAGGUGUACGAGUUGUCUACGGGCCGGCUGGUCAGGGACCUGCCACUGGACGUUGGCACAGUGGGCGGAGUGAGCUGCAAGAAGAAAUACUCUGAAUUCUUCUACAAGUUCACCUCUUUCACAACGCCAGGUAUCAUUUACCACUGUGAUCUGAGCAAGCCAGACCCAGAGCCCAGAGUGUUCAGGGAGGUGGAGGUAAAAGGCAUCAGGCAAGAGGACUAUCAGACCAGCCAGGUAUUUUAUCCCAGUAAAGAUGGAACCAAGAUCCCCAUGUUCUUAGUUCACGCCAAGGGCCUGAAGAAGGAUGGGACUCAGCCGGUCUUCCUUUAUGGCUACGGAGGCUUCGAGGCUUCCAUACAACCGUACUACAAUGUUGCCUAUCUGCUUUUUGUGAGACACCUGGGGGGGAUCCUGGCAGUGGCCAACAUCAGAGGGGGUGGAGAGUACGGCCUCACCUGGCACAAAGCUGGUUCUUUAGGGAACAAGCAGAACUGCUUUGAUGACUUCCAGUGCGCGGCAGAGUAUCUGAUCCAGGAGAAGUACACCACGCCCGGUCGCAUCGCUAUCAACGGCGCCUCUAAUGGAGGGCUGCUAGUGGGGGCAUGUGUGAACCAGCGUCCAGACCUGUUUGGCUGCGCUGUGGCGGAGGUGGGGGUGAUGGAUAUGCUCAAGUUCCACAAAUUCACCAUCGGCCACGCCUGGACCACAGACUACGGCUCUUCUGACGACCCCGAGCAGUUCAAGUGGCUCAUCAAGUAUUCUCCUCUCCAUAAUCUCCCCCCGCCGCCUUACUCUGGCCCUCCCUACCCCGCCAUCCUGCUUCUGACGGCAGAUCACGACGACCGCGUGGUGCCUCUCCACACCUUGAAGUACUGCGCUGCCUUGCAGCACGGAGUGGGCAGCAGCCCCGUGCAGCGUCAGCCCCUGAUGGUCAGGGUGGACACCCGUAGUGGGCACGGUGCAGGGAAACCCACCGCCAAGGCCAUCUUGGAGGACACGCACAUCUUUUCCUUCAUCGCUGAGACACUUGGACUCAGCUGGAAGGAAUGAGGAAAUGACAGCAGGGAGGGCAGAUAAAUAAUAUACACAAUGAAUGAUUUUUAUUUUUAAGAAAACAUGUAAAAAAAAAUUUCUGCGUCAAAACAAUAAACUGGUGCCAUUAAGUGGAUGGUUUAAUAAAUAUGUAUACGGAAAAUAAGAACAAAGAACUACAGUGUGCUAAAAAUGUGAGCUACACUAUAAUGCUGUGACUGCUCUGAAUGAAUGAAAAUGUUAAUUUGUUUGCAUUUGAAUUUGAACUUUCGGAUUGAAACAUUUUCAAUAAAAUCUCUGUUUGCAUUGUGA
Scatophagus argus is the source of this 2610-nucleotide messenger RNA. RefSeq names its product prolyl endopeptidase-like. The record is from RefSeq and is a predicted model, not a curated record. Gene Ontology annotation, molecular function: serine-type endopeptidase activity; oligopeptidase activity. The coding region runs from base 187 to 2316 and encodes 709 amino acids. Gene Ontology annotation, cellular component: cytosol. The transcript has 15 exons. NCBI's taxonomy places the organism in Eukaryota, Metazoa, Chordata, Actinopteri, Scatophagidae. Gene Ontology annotation, biological process: proteolysis.